GGCGAAAGCGCCAGAGAGCGUGUGUGAAUAGACGCAUUGUGGGGGCUGCCGCCUGCCUGUCUGGUUUAGUGUGUAUGUCGGUAUGUGUGUGUGUGUGUGUGUGUGUGUGUGUGGGGCCUCGGCAUGCUUUUCUCUUCCGUGUCGUUUGUGCCACACGCACUCCCCAUCGUCGCUGCCUGCUGGCUGACACGCCGCGCGGACGGGCAGGAGGACAUUACCGGCGACGGCGAGCUGCCCCCGCUCGUCUACACUCGCCGCUCGCUUUCGGCAAGCCCACGCCGGCGACCGUCAAACAACAACAACGACGACGACAACGCAAAGUCCUCGCCAUGCCCCAGACUGGCAAAUCGAGAAACGCCCCGCCGGUGUCGGACUCCCCGCGGCCCCAAACGGGGGCCUCGGCUGGGGAUCCAGAAGGACUCCGAGAUGACGAGGGGGACGCCGGACGGGACAACCGAGGAGACGAGGACAUCGUCAAAUCUCCAAAUGAUCCCAAACAGUACAGGUACGUUGUGCUGGCCAACGGGCUGCGCGCUCUGCUCAUCUCGGACUACGGCGGCCCGGCCGUGUCCAAAGACGACGAAGAAGAGGAGGAGGAGGAGGAGGAGGGGGAAGAAGAAGGUGACGAAGAGGAGGAGGAAGACGACUCGAGCGAAGAAACGAUGGCCGAGUCGGAUGAGGGUGGCGACAAAGAUGAUGACCGGGAGGGGAGGAAGAAGAGAGGAAAUGCAGAGAAGCAGUCUGCAGCCGCCUUGUGUAUCGGAGUGGGCAGCUUCAGUGACCCCAGCGACCUCCCCGGCCUUGCCCACUUUCUGGAACACAUGGUUUUCAUGGGCAGUGAGAAGUACCCCUCGGAAAACGGCUUUGAUGCCUUCCUCAAGAAGCACGGCGGCAGCGACAACGCCUCCACCGAUUGCGAGAGGACCGUCUUCCAGUUUGACGUGCAGAGGAAAAGCUUCAAAGAGGCGCUCGACAGGUGGGCUCAGUUCUUCAUCUGCCCCCUGAUGAUCCGAGAGGCUAUCGACAGGGAGGUGGAGGCCGUCGACAGCGAAUACCAGCUGGCCAAGCCGUCCGAUUCGCACAGGAAGGAGAUGCUGUUUGGCAGUCUGGCCAAACCGGGACACCCCAUGGGCAAAUUCUGCUGGGGGAACGCGCAGACUCUCAAGCAAGAGCCCAACAAGAAGAAGAUCAGCGUCUACAAGCGACUACGAGCCUUCUGGGAAAGACACUACUCUGCACAUUACAUGACCCUGGCUGUCCAGUCCAGAGAAAAGCUGGACACCCUGGAGAUGUGGGUGCGCGAGAUCUUCAGCCAGGUGCCCAACAACGGCCUUGCCAAGCCAGACUUCUCCAACAUGCUGGAUCCCUUUGACACGCCAUCUUUUAACAAACUAUACAGAGUCAUCCCCGUUCGCAAGGUGCAUGCCUUAAAUAUCACUUGGGCGCUCCCCCCUCAAGAAAAGCACUACAGAGUGAAGCCUCUUCACUACAUAUCGUGGCUGAUUGGCCACGAAGGCCCAGGAAGCAUCCUCUCAACGCUUAGGAGGAAGUGCUGGGCCGUCAAUCUUUUCGGAGGCAACAGCGAAAGCGGCUUUGAUCAAAACACCACCUACUCCAUUUUCUCCAUCUCCAUCACGCUCACCGACGAAGGUUUCCAGAACUUCUACCAGGUGACCCACCUGGUCUUCCAGUACCUGAAAAUGCUGCAGAUCCUCGGACCGCAGAAAAGGAUAUACGAAGAGAUUCAGAAGAUCGAGGCCAACGAAUUUCGCUAUCAGGAGGAGAGCGACCCUAUCGAACACGUGGAGGACAUCUGUGAGAACAUGCAGCUCUUCCCCAAGGAAGACUUGCUGACGGGAGACCAGCUGAUGUUUGACUUCAGUCGCGAGGUGAUUGGUGCAGCGCUGUCCCUGCUCACCCCCGAGAAAGCCAACCUGAUGCUGCUGUCGCCAGAACACGAGGGCCGUUGUCCCCUCAGGGAGAAGUGGUUUGGAACACAAUACAGCGUGGAGGACAUCCAAGCAGAGUGGAUGGAGCGAUGGACAGGAAAUUUGGAGCUGAGUCGCCAGCUUUUCCUUCCUGCGGAGAACAGGUUCAUCGCCUCCAACUUCACCCCGAAGCCUUCAGACUACGCCGAUGCCGAGUUCCCAGUGCGCAUCGCCAGCAGUGACACAGGCUGCCUGUGGUACAAGAAGGAUAACAAAUUCAAAACUUUCAAAGGCUAUAUCAGAUUUCACCUUAUCUCUCCUGUAAUCCAGCAGUCUGCUCAGAACGUGGUGCUAUUCGACCUGCUGGUCAACAUCCUGGGCCACAAUCUGGCCGAGCCCGCUUAUGAAGCCGAGGUGGCCCAGCUGGAGUAUAAACUGGUGGCGGGCGAGCAUGGCCUGGUGAUCAAGGUCAAAGGAUUUGAUGACAAAUUGCCCCUUCUCUUCCGCCUGAUCAUUGACCACCUGGCUAACUUCAAGGCCCCUCCAGACGUCUUCAGCAUGUUCUCGGAGCAGCUGAAGAAAACCUACUUCAACAUCCUCAUCAAGCCCGCCAAGCUGAACAAGGACGUGCGGUUGUUGAUCUUGGAGCACGGGCGCUGGUCCAUGGUGGACAAGUACCAGGCGCUCGUGGCCGGCCUCACCAGUGACCAGCUGACGGACUUCAGCCGAAGGCUCAAGGCCGAGCUGUACGCCGAGGGCCUGGUGCAGGGCAACUUCAGCCGUGACGAGUCGCAAAGCUUCCUGCAGUACGUGACAGACAAGCUGCAGUUCUCCAAGCUGCCAGUGGAGGUGCCAGUGACGUUCCGAGUGGUGGAACUGCCGAGGCAGCACCACAUCUGUAAAGUCAAGUCUCUGAACAAGAGAGACGCCAACUCCGAGGUCACAGUCUACUACCAGUCUGGAUCCAAAGAUUUGAGGGAGCACACGCUGAUGGAACUCUUAGUGAUGCUUAUGGAGGAGCCUUGUUUUGACUUCCUUCGCACCAAAGAAACACUGGGGUACCAUGUCUACCCCGCCUGCAGAAACACUUCGGGCGUUCUGGGUUUCUCCAUCACAGUGCAAACGCAGGCCUCCAAGUUCAAUACAGAGCUGGCCGAGUUAAAAAUUGAAGAGUUCCUCGCUUCAUUUGGUGAGACGCUCAGCACGCUGACUGACGAGGCCUUCGACGCUCAGGUGAGCACUCUGAUGAAGCUGAAGGAGUGUGAGGACACACACCUGGGUGAGGAGGUGGACAGAAACUGGACCGAAGUGCUCACACAGCAAUACAUGUUUGACCGACUCAACAGAGAGGUUAAGGCCUUGAAGCAGAUUAGCCGCGGCGAGCUGCUCUCCUGGUACCGCCAACAUCGAGGACCUUACAGCCGCAAACUCAGUGUACACGUGGUGGGUUUCGGCGCUGAGGAGGGCGACGAGCUCAACGAUGAUGAGACGGCGGGACUCCCCGCCCAGGGUGAAGGCUCUGGGAGCUCGGCUUACGGAGAGGUGUCCAAGCUCACCUUCCUGGCGCCCUCACCAAAGAUGAUGGGCGCCAUUGCCAUCAUGGACAUUAAUGCCUUCAUCCGAGAGCUGUCCCUCUUCCCCUAUAGCACUGUUUAUUAGCUUUGUGUGGAAUUAAGCGUGCAAAGGAAUACUUGAAGUGAUAAGUUAAUUGCUCUGACUUAAUAAAGUCACUUUUCCACAUUGAA
This is a messenger RNA of Hippocampus zosterae (dwarf seahorse), 3673 nucleotides long. Its product is annotated as nardilysin-like. Gene Ontology annotation, biological process: proteolysis. The coding region runs from base 75 to 3587 and encodes 1170 amino acids. Gene Ontology annotation, molecular function: metalloendopeptidase activity; metal ion binding. Lineage: Eukaryota; Metazoa; Chordata; Actinopteri; Syngnathiformes; Syngnathidae. The transcript has 31 exons. The record is from RefSeq and is a predicted model, not a curated record.